UCUUUGGCGUUUGAAUUUGUGCUCUCUGCCCCGCUACUCUCCAUGACUUCACGGAUGUGAUAUAUCUUCUCCAUUUGUUCUUCACUUUGCUUCACUCCUACUAUAUCAUGGGCCAAAAACAUAACAGACGACGGACAAGACCGCGCUCCCGGUAUCGUUCAAAUGCUCUUCCGAAGCCAGAUGUCUUGCCUGCGGCGGCCCCUGGCUGCCAGCUACCUUGUGACUCCUGUCGUUUAAGGCCUCCUCUAUUUAGUCCCUUCCCGUACCUGAUGCCUGACCCUGAGCCGCCAGCAACUGCGCAAAAAUGGCAAAAUCAGCAAAUUGUGUGUCAGAACGGCAAAGGCCGACAAAUUCAGGAGGCUACGAAGUUGGAAGCUGAAUAUUUCCGCCUGUUUGGAGGCGAACCGGGGGAUGAUAUAACAUUGUGCUAUCGCAUGCUGGAAUAUUUCGGGGGACUCGAUUAUAUUGAUUGAACAGGGAACCGUUGAAACAGGCAUCUCACCAGCUACCAGCGCCUGGAUAUGCUAGUUGAGAAACUCCAACUUGGAGAGCGUUUGGUACACAAAAUUGAAACAUGCCCCCACAACAUCAAACAUCUCACGUCCAUACCAACCAACACCAGAGCGUGGACUAUGCGACGCCCCGACUCGUAGCAAUGACGGUAUCAACCUCACGCAGUAACGGUCCCUUGCCCCUUAAUUUUGGCAAUAACUUCGGGGGGGCCUGUGGAUUCACCCUGCUAGGUGAUACUUGAUUGGUCAAUAACUGCUCGACCAUUGAUCUCUUGGUGGGAUUUGCCAAUACAAAGCCUCCGAAACCAACAAAAAAAAAACCUCGACGGUUUGUUCCGACGUUUCUCGAUAGCCUUCCCCACUGCCUGACCGUGAAAGCAGACGGUGCUCGCAUUCAAACAUCUCUAGUCCGUAAGGAAUGGAUUUGCGGCAUGCUUGAGCUCUCUGCAAGUUGGUUGUUCCAUCAAAAGCCGACGCGGAAACGAAGAGAAGGGCAGCGGAUGUGUGCAGUCGGGCUGUCUGUGGAAGAGAUGCGAAAAAUUCACGGGGGGUUGGAAAUGAAAUGGCUGAUGUUCUGUGUGGUAGCUUCUGAUGGAUAUUGCUUCUGCUUUCUGCUUUGAAAUGUUUUGAUUAGUGAUGGCAGCUUGACCAUUGGCAGGUGAUGGCGUGCAGCAACAAGACUAUUUUAUGUUUUGUCGAUUCAAGUUUUGGUGUCAAUUCAAGUUUCAGCAAUUUUGGGCUUCAUAUCUCUGCUCCUGUUUUAAGUGUCUCAUAUAUGUAUCUACUACGGUUCCUCAAAUCGAAAUAAGCAUCAUUUUU
This is a messenger RNA of Histoplasma capsulatum G186AR, 1331 nucleotides long. RefSeq lists its product as uncharacterized. The coding region runs from base 108 to 473 and encodes 121 amino acids. The record is from RefSeq and is a predicted model, not a curated record. The transcript has 2 exons. NCBI's taxonomy places the organism in Eukaryota, Fungi, Ascomycota, Eurotiomycetes, Onygenales, Ajellomycetaceae.